AUGGUUCAACUCGCUAUUUCACUCACCUUUGCCCUUUUCGCCAGCGUCCUGGCACUUCCCAACCCACUUGCCCUCCCGGCAGACCCCGCGGGGGAUAAGAACGUCGGGAAUGGUCAAGGCCUUCAGUUCAUCACGGGGGCGUGCCUCAGCGAUGCCGAUUGCGCAAGUGAAUGUUGUGCGACCCUCAACGGAAGCGGCGUCUGCUCAGCAAAGGCGGCGGCCAACGAGCAAGGCAAGCAGGGAUGCGGAUUCGGCGGCAACGGCGAACAGGAAGCGGUCGUCUCUACAGAACCUGCUGGCCAGGCUACGUCAACUGCAGCAGCCCAAGCGCCUGCCAACACCGGGGUCAACAGCGAUGCCCCAGGUGCUGAGAAUGUGGGCAAGGGAAACGGCCAGCAGUUUAUCACAGGCCAGUGCCUCUCUGACGCUGACUGUGCAUCUAAAUGCUGCGCAGGAAAGGCUGGAAGCUCGAACGGUGCAUGCUCAGCUAUUGCAGUGGCGAAUGAGAAUGGAAAGACAGGCUGUGGGUUCGUCCAAGCCUAG
Molecule: messenger RNA, 543 nt
Organism: Fusarium keratoplasticum
Lineage: Eukaryota; Fungi; Ascomycota; Sordariomycetes; Hypocreales; Nectriaceae
Exons: 2
Coding region: 1-543 (180 amino acids)
Source: RefSeq, a predicted model, not a curated record